AUGGCGAAGAUUCUCUCGGUCACCCCAUUGGGGUGGAGCCAGAUGAAGGAUCACUGGUGGCAGUUUUUGAUGAUCGGAGUUUUGUUGGCCUGCAUUGCCAUCGGAUCCGCGCAUAUCAUAUGGUCUUUGGUUUCAAAAGCAAUUAAAUCUUACAAGUCGAGAUCGGUUCCAGACAAAAUCCCUUCAAAUGUUUCUCAGCGCCUCGAAAAGCUUGCCAACAGGAGUCUUCAGCUCACUGCGCCCCCAAACAAGCAGAAACCGUCCUCCUUCGGGGUUUACCUCGGCGCCUUCAAUAAAACUCCUACGGAAUCACAAAACCGGCUGUUGCAACAAUGGGACCUCUUAAUUGUCGACCCGUUCCAAAAUGGAACUACACAGGCCAUCACUCAACAUGGUCAAAGCCGGGUGCUCGGUCGAAUCGAUUUUUCGCAAGUUGUCUCGCCAAAGGAAUCAGCUCUUCUGGCCAUUGACAGAAUUGAAGAGGUUUUGGCGAACAACUUCAACGACACGGCAUAUUCUGGAAUCCUGUUCGCCAAUUGGGAAGAUAGAUUCUCUCCAUCUGUCCAGGGGAAAUUAUUCGAGGUCAUCAAGGGUCUCGGGUUGGAAGUAUACCUAGAGACACAAUCACCCAAUUUCUUGACGAGCCGAAAGUCUCUUCAGAACAACGCCAUUUCCGGCCUUGUGGUUCGAAACAUCAGCAUUUUGCCCUCUGGUGAAAAGCGAGACUAUUUCCAAAUGGCAAAACUGCAAUCCACAAUCAAGUCAUUUGUCUCCGAAUCUUGUAUGCGAGAUUUCGUUGUUCUUGCAUGGGAAACCCUCGACAACGAUGCCAUUCCCUCGAAUGCCAUUAUUCGACGCUCGAUUCAGUGGUGUAGUUUCUACAGUGCCGUUUGCUGGAUUGGCACCGAGGCUGCUUUACAGGAUGCUGAAUUGAAUGUGCCUACAGUCGAGCCUCUCCCUGCAUUCGGAUGGUUAAAAGAUGCCGAUAUCAUGAAAACCCAUGAUACAUGGCGCUCGAACCUUCACAUUUCUCCAUUUGCUGACACCCAGACUGGAUGGGAUACCAUUCGUGAGCAUUUCUCGGAGGUUGACGGACUUCUUGCUUCUCAGGAGACGGAAGCUAUCUCGCCAGAGAGCCCAGGCGCCCAACUUCGCGAUCCUCCAGAGUGGGUGGCUCAGGUGAAAUCACAGGGAAGCCCACUUUCCAUCUCCAUGUCUGGCCAAGAAUACACAGCGUUGGGCUGUUUCCCUCUUGGAUCAGAAUCAACGACAAUGGCCUUCGCUGAAAUCCUUCAGUCGCAACAACGCCUCAAGGGCCUCAGCCUUCUUCAUCCAGUUCCAGCAUCCAAGGUCCAAAACAUCGGUCUGCUUCUUCGUAACUUUCAAGCGUCACUUGAAACUUCAAAUAAAGAUGAGCACCUUAUUGCAACUAUCAAGGAGCUGGCUGACAAGGCAUCGAAUGAAUCUCUCAAUGUCUACCUUGCAUUGGACUCUGGGUUGAGAAAAUCAUCCGAUGUUCGAUUCUGGUCUGUUUAUCAACUUGACGGUGACAACGAUAAGACCGAAAUUUUUGUUUCGAAGAAUGCCCCUGGCUUAGCCGGAACUAUCUUGCACACAUUUCUCUCUGCAAAAGGGUUUUCGCGACAUGUCUGCUUUGAAACUGAAGUCGCGAUGGCAAGCUGGUCGCAGGAUUUGGUGCCAGAAACUGAUCUCCCUCGACGCAUGACCCAGGAUAUCGAUGUCCUCAGCCCGGAAGAGCGAUUGCUGCUCCUGCAACAUUUGUCCCUGACAGAUUCGCAAACUACUCUCUCAGAGACUAUUUGCUCAUACAUUCGCAAGCAACUCCUCGAUACCCCCUCAUUCGCCCUGUUGAAAGAACUCAACACUGUGGGUUACCUCGAUGGAUCUGUCUCUGCUGAGGAGCUGAUCCAAUCCCGCAUUGAUUGGUACAAAGAACAGGAGUGCCCGCAUCCAUCGGUUGCCAGUUCCCUUCGCCUUUUCAACCAGGUCGACGAACUUUUCACCCAAAUUCUGAAGUACCACCGAGAAGAUGAGCUUGCAGGCAUCACCAAGGGUCUCUGUGAGCUCACGCAGGAUGGCAACAUUGAUGCUUAUAUCGACAUGAUGACUCUUUCUCUGUUCUGUGCGGCGCGAAAGGGGGCCUUUGAUGAGAUCUACGCAGAGGUCACAGACCGCAACCCGCUCUUCAACCUUCACCCCGACCAAUCGGCAGCCUUUGCGGAGUCAUUCGCGCUCGGAUCUCGCUGUGAAGCAUAUUUCGAUGUUGCUCCCAGUGUUUUUGGCAAACUUUUAUCUGAUCGGUUCAGAGAACAUUACACAUUGCCGCAGAAUCAACCCCCGGACUGGGCAAAUGGCGCCACAGAGCUUGCGACUGCUUACGCAGGAGCUCAGAUUGAUGUAAACCCUGACGACAAAUCGAAGCCCAUGCGUAGCUACCAGCGCUUUACUUUCCUCAGUGUUUUUGCCAUUCCCGCUUUGAUCGACAUUGUUCUGCUCACUCUGAUCGGACGUGGUCUGUAUCUUUCUGCUUACAUGACCGUCGAAGAGCAAAAUAGCGCGACUUGGGCAUUAAUGAUUUCUCUGCUCCUCUCGGGAGGCAUUGGUACAAUGAUUGCUUGUGGUGGCCCCUACUACCUCAUUUCUAUGGCGUUUGCUGCCUCCAACAUGUUUGUCUUGAUCCGACUCAUUGCCGGUAUUGCAUUCACUAUCGCUGGUGGCUUGGUCGGUUUCGUCGCCAUCUCUAGCGUCAAAAGUCCUCGUGCCGGUAUUAUCUUCUACCUUUAUCUGGUCGCGCUGACCAUCUACUUCUCGACAUUUGCUUCUCUCGCAAGCUUCAGUUACCCCGGUUCCACAUUCCUGUCGGGUCGCAAGGCCAUCAUUUUUUGCAUUCCGAUCCUUUUCUUGUCCCCCAUCAUCACCACUUUCACCGGGCACGACUCUGCGAUCUAUCUCGCUGUAGUCUACGUUUUCAUCGGCGUAUUGCUACUUUGCCUACGAUCAACUACCUCCAAGUGGGUGACUUGGUAUCAAUCUUUGCGACGGACGGAUGAUACCGAAAUUCGCAAGUGGUACAUCUCUGUUCACGGAAACAACGAUGAGAAAGUCUUCGGAAGUAUCAGUGAUCCAGCUGCACUCAAACUCGCCCGAGAGGCUCUUCUCGAAGAUGUGAUGGCUGAGAAGAACCGCGGACUGUUUUCAAGGUCAACUACAGACAAGCUCGUCAAGGAGAUUGCUCGCGAUUGGGAAUCCACCAACUUCCUUCUCGACUGGUACUGCCGAUAUGCCGAUGUUUCCCGUCCAAUCCCAUUCAGUUCUGGAUGGAAUAUUCAAACCAAAGUUGCUUUGGAUGUCCUGCGUAACUCGCAGAAAGGACUCAAGCUACACAAUGCCUUCGUGCACUGGCGCCAGUCCAGUAAGGAGAUAGGCUGUGGUAUUCUCUACUUCGUCAUUGCUCUUCUCGACAAGUGGAUAGAAAUGCUGAGCGGUGAUAAAAAUCAGCCAACCCUCGGUUUUCUCGGGACUAACACUUCUACCCUCACGGCUGGUACCCUCACGGCUAGUAGCGUUGAGGCUACCGCUGAUACUUCGUGGAAGCGUAUGGCUACUGGAUUUGCUUUGGCAUAUUAUCUGAUCGGCGCUGUUCUCAUCGACACCAAAGCCCAAGAGCUUCAUGAAGCUAUUGGCGGCAAAGCACCAGAGGUCAUUAGCGAGUCCAAACAUAUUCGCCCCUUGCAAAAGGGGGAUAUCCAAUUCCGACGAAAGGUCUACUGGCGAACUCUCUUCAAGUUUCUCCUCUGGCAUGUGUGGAGUCUUGCUCUGUCUACCGCUUUGCUUUGGACAUUCCAGGCAUCUAGAGAUGCUGUGACUAUGUUCUUCGCAUACGUGCUCGCCUACACUGGUCUCAUCUGGUACCAAUACACCAAGAUCUUUACCGGUCCCCACGCAUUGAAACCACUCCUCACGGGAAUUUUAAUCGGAUUGCCCGCUGGAAUUGCUUUGAAAGUCUGUCUUCCCAAUACCUUGAGUGAUUAUUCGCAAAUCAUUGGUCUAGGAAGUGCAACUUGGAUUGUUGCCAUUCUGUCCCUCUGGAAUGCGAAAAUGGGAAUGCCCAAUAAAGUCGACUCACUCGUUGAGAUGGGCAAGAUCUACCAUGCUUUCACCACACCGUGGUCCGAUCCUGAAUGGUCCCAGCAGGAGCUCCAGAGCUUUUACGAGAGAGUAUCCCUCCUUCCAGCUGACUCCCGUUUCCAAGUUCUGCUCAGUGCCCACCCCGGAAUUGAGAUCAAGCAGGCCCUAGUCAAUCGCAGAGAGGAGAUUCGUGUUGAUGAAGCCUUCCCAAAUUCCAAAGACAUUAUCACUCAAGCCUUGAGUCUUUGGGAGAAGAACGAAAUACAAAUCGAGCUUGUGCCUCAAGGUUCUCUCGGCCCCAGCAUUCGAGCCUUAGGAUGCUAUAACCAGGGCAUACUUCAUUUGGCUAUCAGUGUGAGAGGUCUACACGAUGAGCGACUGGACAUUAGUGCCAAUUGCCAGAUCAUCGCGGAGACCAUGGUACACGCGGUCGCAGAAAUGAUGCUCGGAGUCCCUCACGAUUAUGCCAUGCUCUCUGAGGCAAUUGUGUCCGGUGGUGUCUCACACACCAUGGCUCGCCAACUCAGAGAAGAAGCCAAUACUACUCUCGUCGUGCGGUGGGCAAAAAAGGAACUUCUGCGUCAGCUUUGCCUUGGCUUCGAGCCAGACCUUCAUUGGGAUAAGUUGACUGUCAAGGUCCGAACUGCUCUACUGAAUCGCUGUCUGGGACUUCACGCCGAUCUAUCCAUCGGCCAACACCAGUGGCUGCGAAAGCGACUCUGCCAAUUUGACUCGCAAAGUCUUGAUGUUCAUAUUGCGCGAUGCAAUCUUGGAGCUGCCACUGCGAUCAGCAUCCUCGACUACGCUCACUAUGGAACUGGAGAGGCGGCUGUGCCUAAGGAUCCUGAGACCACCGAGUACAUCCCCUAUGUCCCCAGGAAGCUGCCAGCGGCUAUUUCAUUCCUUCGCGCGCCAUUCAGUUAUUCUUAUCACACGCUUGGCUCCAUUGUCAAGUUCAUCGUGGUUGCCUUGCUCGCCGAUCCCGAAUUUCAGAGAGAGUUUGAUCAUGUCAGUCAGUCUCUACCUACAUUCGUGCGUGUACCAUCGGUAUUUCUGCUCAACACGGUCUGGGUCUAUGCCAAGAUCUGUCAAGAUCUGGGAUUGUCUUUCUUCUUGUUCCACGGCCGCAAAAACGUCAAGCAACUGUGGGAAGAGACCAAAUCUAUGACAGUCCACAUCAAGAAGAGCAGAGUCCUCAUUCAAAGCUUGGAUGGAACCUUUACAGCUUUCAGGCACCAGGAGACCGAUGGAGGCUUCAAGUUCUACCAAUACGUUGGUGAGCACAAGACAGAGCCGAAAGAGGCAAAGGCCCUGAAAUACAUCAGCAGCUAUUCCAGUGGUAUGCUUCUUCUUAUCAGACAAGAAUUCCAGGGUGGAAAACUCAUCAAUGAGUACCAUUACGACUACCACACCCCAGGAAAGAAGGGAUUCAAACUGGGCAAAUCUUCGACCAGCCGCACUCCCCUUGGCCGACGCUGCGUUCAGGGCCAGAAUCAUCUUCAGAGCAUCGCUUAUGACCCCAAGGGUCUCGUUGACAGGGGUUCGUACAUGAAAGAUGGAAACUUGAUUAGCUUCAAGUACCACUAUCGCAAAAAUCCCCGUUUCGGUGACGAACUCCUACGCGCUGAAUUCUCCCUGUCUCACAUCACUGCCAAUGUCGCCUGGUGUGCACCUCCUCUUCGUCAUCCCGAAAAGCACAACCGAUACAUUCCACACUCGAAGGUCAUGGAAGCGACAUUCGUCCAACUCGGAAACGCCGAUGUCUAUGAGAGUCGCUGGCUUUAUGAUCACAAGUUCCACCCGACCAUCUUCACCACCAUCAAUGGAAUGAAGGUUCAAACCCCGCCCAUGAUUGAGCACGAUUAUCUCGGUGUUCUGGCCAAGCCGAAAUAUACCAGCUUCUUGCAUGACAAUCCUUUCCUCUUCUGCAAGAGUCUCCAGUCCAAUGUCUUCACUCGUCUCUUUGGUCUGACCAAGAAGCGUUUCGCUGUCUCCACAUCCAGGGCUCGCUCACUCAUGUGGAAGGCAUGGAAGGAUCGCACUGAUCUUGAUGGUAUUGUCGUUCGCUGGAUGGAUGAUCGUCUGCUCCGCAAGGAUAGUGUUCUUGCUCCUUACUGGCGCAGCCGCGACUGGGGUAACCUGACAAAUGCUAAGAAGUAUGUCAACCUUCGCGCAGAUGCAAUCAUGGCUAGCACGGACCUCGAUGACAACAUUUCGAGCUGGACACCUCUGGCUGUCAAAAUCAGUGAUCUGAUUAACUUUGGCCCUGGAGGUGAUGCCGUUGUGACAACUCGCUCCAAGGACUUUGCCAACGACACUGAGGAGACUCUACACGUCAUGGCCGCUGACAAUGGUACUUGGCCCAACGAGGGUGGUGGUGUCUCUGCUUGUCGACGAGACAUGAUCAAUUCUCUUCGCACUAUCAAAUGGCAUAUGAUUUGCGAGUCUGCAAACGACUUUGGUGUGCCCAAGCAUCAGACCGAGCAGAACAUUCAGUCCUUGAAGCUUAUCCCUCUUUGGGGCUUGGACUUCCUCACUCCCACCCACGGUCUCUUCCACAACAAGCUGGAUUCGGAGGUAGACAACGUCACAUCCGCUAGCGAGUUUGACAUCAAGAUGAACUUCAUUCCAAUUCUCACUGCAUUGGUGAAGGGUGCUCGCGCUAUUGACCUGUCCAAGGCUGACAUUCACCGUGCAACUCGGGCUCUGGUCAACCUCAACACGUACUUCCAGGAAUCGCGCCACUGGUCUCAAGUAUGGAACAGCGAGACUGUGAAGCAAACUUGGCGUGAUCUCUGGCUCACGCCAGACAUGCCCAAUGCAGUUCCGUCUCGUGAGUGGAUGGACACUGAGCUUCCCACUCUCUCGUCUCUCGACGUUGCGCUGGAAUUAUGGUACCGCUACCUCUUCAUCUUCUCUAUUCCAGUCCCCGACAAGAUCCCUGGUGUCUUCCAGGCUUCUCACCACAGUGUCAGCGCUUCAUACGGUGUUGUUUGCAAGAUCAAGCGUAACUGCACGCUUCAAGUCUGGGACCACGCCAUCGCCUGGAGAGAAACAAAUCUGUGUCUCUCAUCUGCCUUGUGCAAGCUUUCUCCGUUCGUUCGGAAUGCCCUUCUUGGAUUGAUGCGCAUCACAUCUGUUCUGACUUUGCACCACGCGGACAUCAUUCUCCCUUGCGCUGAUUUCUUCAACCCCGGCUGGGAGGUGGAGAUUGGAACUUGCCAGGGUACAAUUGAGCAUCGAAAUACCUUCCGUCGCAAGAUCGACCCCGUCGUCAAUGGCAUCACUGACAUGCAAAAGUUCGCCCCGGUGAAAGAGAUCAAGUCAGAACGCCCGACCGUCACCAUGCUUUCUCAUGUUUGGUAUGCGAAGGAUAUUAAAACUGCGCUACUAGCUGCCGAUAUCAUCAUCAACCAGUGGAAGUUCGAUGAGUAUCACCUCGACAUUUACGGUGCCAUUGACAAGGCUCCGACUUAUUCAACCGAGUGUCAGGAAAUCAUUGCUUCCAAGGGUCUCCGAGGUCGCGUCACCUUGAGAGGCACGGCUGACCCAAUGAAGGUUCUCGAGAACACUUGGCUCUUCCUCAACUCAUCCCUGUCUGAAGGUCUUCCUCUUGCCUUGGGCGAAGCUGCCUUGACAGGAGCUCCAGUCGUCUGCACAGACGUGGGUGCCUCACUGCGCGUUCUCAGCGACCCUGAUGACUUCUCUCGUUUCAGCGCAGUCGUCGCGCCCAAUGAUGCCCAAGCACUUGCAAAGGCUCAAAUCUCCAUGCUAGCUAUGCUCGGAGAGUGGAGCCAAUACAGCGAUGACAGUGAGAACGAGCCUCUGCCAGUCCUCACAUCCUCACCUACCGCCGAGGAAGUAGCCGCCAUCACACGUCGCAUGUACUCGAAGAGCGAACAGCGCCGGAAACUGGGCAUGAUGACUCGCAAUAUCGUCCAGAAGUCCUUCAGCGGCGAUCGCUAUCUCCGCGAGCACGAGCAAAUGCUUUGGAUCGGAAAGUCCGCCAAAAUGAUGGCAAGUCGUGCAGCCGGCGACGCCAUGGAGCCCACCGACAUCGCGACAGCCGUCGAGCAAACCGCCACCGUCGAAGAAGAGGUCAUCACCAUCCCCCGAAACGCGGUGCACUCCUGGCGCUCCUCGACUAUCUCGGGCAUGUCGACUCUGUACAGUUCGGUCUCGAACUACCCUCUUCAAAGUUAUCGGAACCGUCCCGUCUCCGAUAUUUCUGCCCUGAGCUUGAGCAAUGUCUCCACGGAUACUGAGUCUUUCGCUCGACUGCCUGUAUUUGCGCCCCGGCGUUCUAUGCUGUCGCAGACUAGUACGCCGGGUAACAUGUCGCCGGCUGGAAUGAGGUCGCCAAAUUUGCGAGCUUCACUGGCUGGACAGCGUCGGCCUCAUUCUAACGCACGCUCUAUCUCGACCGCUGGCAGAGAACAGUUGCGUGGAUUGAACCGAGAGGAUCUGCUCCAGUACCGCAAUUCGGAUGUCAGCACUAUCGUGAGAGAAGACUUCUUACGCUCUGGUAUACAUUUCAGUCACUGA
Molecule: messenger RNA, 8694 nt
Organism: Penicillium manginii
Lineage: Eukaryota; Fungi; Ascomycota; Eurotiomycetes; Eurotiales; Aspergillaceae
Gene: gtb3
Product: glycosyltransferase family 4 protein
Exons: 3
Coding region: 1-8694 (2897 amino acids)
Molecular function (GO): glycosyltransferase activity
Source: RefSeq, a predicted model, not a curated record